CAGCUGUUUUGCCAGCUAAUGCUACUGCAACAUUUGUACCCAUUCUACACAGAACAGUACUACAUUUUACAAGAGUGUAUCAUCAUAGGCACAGGGCUGACUCAUGUGCUGGGCCAAGUUAAAAACCGCUGAAGGGCUCAGUGAGCAGAGUCAGCUGUGGGACUCUGCUGAGAACCUCUCCAACUUUAAAGCUUCAGCCCUGAAUACUUGCGACAGAAACUUGGAUAUGGACUGCAUGGGGCUGUUGGUGCUGCUUUUGGUGCUCAACUUCAGUGGAGCAUUUUGUGCAGUGGUGCAAUGGGCAGAAUUAAAUGAAGCAGAGACAUAUUUAAGGCAGUAUGGUUACCUGAAUAGCCCUGCUGAUAUACAGGAUCCUCAUUACCUGGAGGAGAUCAUUGAAGCUCUCAGGGUAUUCCAACGGGUGAACGAUCUGCCACCUACUGGAGAAUUAGAUGAAGCUACCCUAGAUAUGAUGAGACAGCCCCGCUGUGGCAUGGAGGACCCCUUUAACAAGAAAUUUCACAGAUACAGAGUGUUGGGUCACUGGAGAAAAAGGAGUCUGACUUACCGCAUCUACAACUACACACCUGACAUGAAGAAGACAGAUGUCAGGGCAGCAAUCCACUCAGCCUUCAAGUAUUGGAGUGAUGUGGCUGCUUUGACCUUCAGGGAGGUCAACUACGGCAGAGCGGACAUAAAGAUCUCCUUCCACAGGAAAGAUGGUUAUUGCCCUGUUCCGUUUGAUGGACGUGGUCACGUGUUGGCUCAUGCUGAGUCACCAGAAUCUGGUAUUGUCCAUUUUGAUGAGGAUGAGUACUGGACAGAGAGAAGUUAUUAUGGUACUAAUCUGCGUAUUGUGGCUGCCCAUGAGAUCGGCCACGCCCUCGGCCUGGGUCACUCUCAGUACAAAAGUGCUCUGAUGGCAGCGGUCUACUCUGGGUACCGUGCUAACUUCGCACUGCAUUUCGAUGAUGUGAGAGGCAUUCAGGCGCUAUACGGCAAACGGGUCACCAGCACUAUAUCAAGUCCAACAACUGCAGACAGUCUGUUUGACACAGAAAGCGGCAGUGGUAGUGUGACUAUCCCUGACCCCUGCACCGCCACGCUGGACACUAUCAUUUUAGGUCCAUGGAGGAAAACCUUUGCAUUCAGUGGUGACUACGUGUGGACCAUCUCUGAUCUGGGACACAAUACACCAAUAAAAAUUAACAGGCUGUGGAAGGAGCUACCUGGAAACCUGAAUGCAGCUGUGCACUCUCCAAGAACCAACAAGACAUACUUUUUGAAAGGCAGUCAGGUGUGGAGGUAUACCAGGUUCCUGCUGGACUAUGGCUACCCCAAACAGGUGAAACAGCUCCCUCCUAACAUUGAUGCAGCCUUAUACCUGGAUAAGAACAAGAAGCUGGUCUUUAUUAAGGGUUCACAACACUGGCAGUGGGAUGAGCACACAUACACUACUCUCUACCCCAAACCGCUCUCCAUGCUUUUCACCGGAGUGCCAUCUAGUCCGGAUGCAGCAUUCACCUGGACCAACGGCAAGAUUUUCUUCUUUAAGGGAGAUGACUACUGGCGAGUCAAUGAGCUACUCAGAGUUGACAGAGGAUACCCGCUGAGCAAGAAGGAGCGCUGGAUGAGAUGCUAAGGAUGGACCAUCAGGGGGCAGCAGGCACCAGUGGUCUACAGCAGGGGUGCUGGUUCCACUCCAGGGGCACUGGCCACCACACAACCUCAACAGCUGUGAUCAAUUGUGAAUUAUCUAGCAUGAUUUUUUUUUUUUAAAGUGUAGGAAUUGAUUUUACUUCUCUGAAUCUGAGCUGGCUCCUCCUCCCCAAAGCAAGCUGAUUUUGGUGAGGCUUGUUCCUUGAGCAUCAAUGUGUUUUUGUCACAGCAAGAGUUAUAUAAGCUUUUACAGGAUAUGAUCUCAGGGAGAAAUCGAGGCCUUCUGUUUUUCUCUCUGACGUGUUGAAUUAUGGGUCUUCAGUUAAAUGUCAUAUGUUGAUGGGAGCGUGCGCUUUCUGGUCAGGUUUUAACAUUCUGUUAAACCAAACGAUUAUGUUCAGUGCUCUUAAAUGUAACUAAACACUUCCACUACCUUGUGAAUCACAGUAGUCUGUGAGAAAUCAUGUCUUGAUUUUUUUUAAGUGAAACUAACAUUUUAUUCUAAUAAACAAGACAAUGUCAAGCAGUAGAACUGUCUUUCUGCAGUGCCCUGUCACCAGUAAAGUGGCUCCCUUUCAAAAAAAACAAACCAAAAAUAUAGAGAGAAAUAUGUAAUGUAAUGUUCACUAUGAUGAAAGGCUGGUCUGUUCUGCAUGUGUGUUUGUCUGUAGUGAGGAAAAAAAAAAACCUUUGAAGGCACCAUGGAAACCCCGACCAAUUGCAGAGUAGGAAACCCUCCCCAUGACCUCUUUAUUGUCUAUGAAAAAUCUGGUGAGUAACACUGCCAGUGUUGCUAAGAGCCCAGAGAGACAAACAGUGCAACUGAUUUGACUCAGCCAGUGAGUAAAACACGUUUUGUAUCAAACACGUUGAUUUAUCUUUGACAUUUCUAUCAACACAUAUGUACAGAUUCAGGUAACAAGUGUGCUCCUGCAAAAUUCAAACAAUGUGGAUAAUUAAAAAUCUACAACAAUCUACAAAUUAACAACAAACGUUUUCUUUUUUUUUUGCAUUUUUUUUCCAACGCUAUGGGUACUUUGUCAAUAUAUAAAUUAAAUUAUAAAAAGUUUCUCCACAAGCAUACACAGCAGACUACAUUCUUCACCAACUGU
This is a messenger RNA of Monopterus albus (swamp eel), 2771 nucleotides long. It is a transcript of the gene mmp19, whose product is annotated as matrix metallopeptidase 19. Gene Ontology annotation, molecular function: metalloendopeptidase activity; zinc ion binding. The record is from RefSeq and is a predicted model, not a curated record. Bases 104 to 1642 code for a protein of 512 amino acids. Gene Ontology annotation, cellular component: extracellular matrix. Lineage: Eukaryota; Metazoa; Chordata; Actinopteri; Synbranchiformes; Synbranchidae. Gene Ontology annotation, biological process: collagen catabolic process; proteolysis; extracellular matrix organization. The transcript is spliced from 10 exons.